GGCAGUGGUUCUGAACGCAAUAUCUCGGCCGUUAAUGAACUUAGAACUUCCCUUAGAACUGAAAGGUCCUACUACCAUGCCUGAUCCUGGCUGGCUGUUACUUGUCACCAACUUUAAGUUUUAACCGGUUAAGUGUGCAAAAACCGACUACGUUUCGAUAGAAGUGCGAGAAACUUUUCUCAUACACCGCAACCGGCGCUAUAAAAUAGCAUCCCUUAACCGGCCCGACAUUAUCCUUCGGAAAGUGGUGUAACAGCUGAGAAAGUUUCUUUGGACUGCGACGUGUUUUCGGGAAUAUUGUGAAGUUUUUACGAUGAAUUGAUGUAAAAUAUAUGAAUGUAGUGGUUCCGCUCGUGAUCCUAAUAUUCCGAAAAAUCUCGACAAGGUUCAGUGAAAAGUACAAAGGAUUCGUAAUAUAAAGCAGCGAAUUUAUUCGACUGAAUCCCAGUACGAUUUGUGUAUACGAGUACCUAGACGCUAGUUCCAUAUUACCCUCAAGGAAAUUGUCGAAGUUAUAAAGUUAUGUACGUAUGUGUUCCACCCGAAGCGAAGCGAAUACACACCCGGCACGGAUAGUAGGCCAGCAGCAAGGAUAAUUGCACGAAACAAUAUCCAUAAUUGGAAUUCCUGCAACACAGGGAAACAAUGCGAAAUAAACGUGGCGUGGAAAUGGGAAAAUGUUUUGCAACUUUCCAACGUUUGAAUGCUUUUAGUGGAAAUGAGUGUAAGUGCAUUCAGCAUUCAUCGAUAAAUGUUUAGAAGAGAUGGAUAAACUUCUGUGGUCGUGGUGGUCAUGGCUGUGGAACGACCAAUCGACAACGACUUCACCGACCACUACAACCACUGCGUUGCCUACUUUAAAGAGCAUCAGGAAUUUCACGAGUACCGCCGUGACAGGCAUCCAUCCAACGAUACCAACCACCGAAGUCGUAGAUAAAAUCACGCAGCGUACGGACUCCGUGGUGGCGGGGUUUUCGUCAACGGUCGCCAGCACACCAUUCACCAUUAUCAACAAAACUGUAAAUACUCUUCGAAAACUAUCAGAAGGCGGAUCACCACCCACAUCCACGCCUGCUUCCUCGAUACUUUUAACGCCUGCUGCUCACCACCCUCCACCAGCCCAUUCAUCAUUCUUCGCGACAUCAACGACUGAUCCAUCAACGCUCUCUGUAUCGAUCAAUCACCAACAAGUACAAACCAUCCAGCAGAAUUCCACGGCAUCGCUGCCAUUGUCUUCGGCAUUUUCCACAUUUUCCACGUUUUUAGAAUAUGACACAAGCAAUUCAUACGGGUCUAGUGCAGAUUAUUUUGGUAAUUUUUCAAUAUCUUCGGUGUCGCCAUCGUCGACCACCAGCAAUUUCACCGAUGACCUAUCGGACGUAACGAUUAGCAGCGGUGGAGUGUUUAGUGGUGGAAUUGGUGGAAUCGUUGGUGAUGAGUUCCUAUCCGAAUUGUGGAAUUGUAGUGUUUUGAGUGGUUGUUGUACGAAGUCAGCGACGAAUGGCAGCGUGAUUGCAUUUUUCCAGAAUGGAACCGGGAAUUGUACGGAGAGUGGGACUCCAGAAAUCGAAACAACACUUCAUUUGCUUGUCGUGUUAUCAACAGCAAUUAUCCUAGGAAUCAUCAUUUUGGCUACUGUUAUAGGAAACGUUUUUGUGAUAGCAGCCAUACUCCUUGAGCGCAAUCUACAAAGUGUUGCCAACUACUUAAUAUUAUCGUUAGCUGUAGCGGAUUUAUUAGUUGCAUGUUUGGUGAUGCCGCUAAGUGCGGUGUAUGAGGUUUCAAAAGAGUGGAAAUUGGGACCAGAGCUGUGUGACAUGUGGACAUCAUGCGAUGUGUUAUGUUGUACCGCAUCCAUUUUACAUUUAGUUGCAAUAGCAUUAGAUAGAUAUUGGGCUGUAACGAAUAUCGACUAUAUCCACCAGAGGACAGCACGCCGUAUCGGCGUGAUGAUACUUGUAAUCUGGGCCUUAUCCUGUCUCGUUUCGAUAGCGCCAUUAUUAGGAUGGAAAGAUUCCAAAUGGGACGAACGUGUAUCGAAGGACUUCCAAUGUAUUGUAUCGCAAGAUAUAGGAUAUCAGAUAUUUGCGACGGCAUCUAGUUUCUACGUUCCACUGCUGGUUAUACUGGUCCUCUACUGGCGAAUAUUUCAGACGGCACGUAAGAGAAUUCGACGAAGACAGCAGGGUAAAUCCAUAGUUCAUUUAAUGCCAAAAGCAUUUGCUGCUCAGACCCAUCCUGAACCCCUGGCAAAGUCUUCCUGUUUGGCACUAACGGCCAUUGGUUUCCGAUGGAAGGUGACUGCAACUCCACCAUCAUCCGGAGGCGGCCUGAUAGCGACAGCAGCAGGAGGAUCGGGAGGUAUUGCGGCGGCCGUUGUUACUGUGAUUGGGAGACCACUACCGACAAUCAGCGAGACUACAACCGCUUUCACCAACAUCUCAUCAACACACACCAGUCCCGAGAAGGGUAGCUACGGGAAUGGGGUUGAUCGUGUCGAAAACGAUCCCCCCACCGCGGAUAUUUCUACAUACGGUACAACGGGGACAACACCAAACUUUCGACCAACCAUCACGCGUAAGAAAACCCAAACGUCUGUAGAUUCGAAACGUGAACGCAAAGCUGCCAAAACGCUCGCCAUCAUAACCGGGGCGUUCGUAUGCUGUUGGCUGCCAUUUUUUAUAUUAGCCAUUUUAUUGCCCACUUGUCAAUGCGAAAUAUCACCACUUGCCAUGAGCCUGUCCCUCUGGCUCGGUUACUUCAAUUCAACGCUUAAUCCGAUCAUUUAUACAAUUUUUAGUCCGGAAUUUCGACAUGCGUUCAAGCGGAUCCUUUGCGGACGACGCAACAGCAUACGAAGGCGUACGCGUUGUGUGCGUCGUUAGCAGGAAAGCAAAAGUGAUGAGCUUGAGAUGAGUAAAUUUUAAAUUUUCAAUGAAUAAAAUGUGAAACACAAUCGAUAAAUAUUCAUCAAGACAGCUUAUCACUCAUUCACCAUCCUUUACUCUACAGACGCUUUCAUUUUGAAUCGAUUAACACCUAGAGACACAACAAUCAUCUCACUUGCGAAGUCCCUUUUAAGGACGAAAACGGUAGUAGUGUAAUAAUGCGACUUGCGAACGCCGGGUAGCAUAUUCGAUGAAUAAUUCAUUGAUUCAUGACCUGUUUCAUAUCAAAUUUUAAUUAAGUACAUUUUUGUAGCAUUUUUUCUCACUCUUUCAUAAAGUUACGACUUUUCAGCCUUUUUUGGUAGAUAUAGAUUGCAUUCUGUUUCAGAUCAGCCGAUAAAUCUGCAUGAAGUAUUCCCAACAUCUUUUUAGUGAAUCAGAUGGUAUACCUUCAUGAAUUAUCUUACAGUAGCUUUUUGUAUUCCUCAACCUAAAAUUUUGAAAUGUGAAAACUGAAAAAUUAAGUAAGAGGCUUCCUUAAUUGCGGACUAAUUCUCACGUAUGGAGCUUCUAGUGGAUCGGACUCUUUAGGUCAGUAUCUCAGUGAAUCAAGUCAUCCUUAUA
This is a messenger RNA of Hermetia illucens (black soldier fly), 3512 nucleotides long. RefSeq names its product 5-hydroxytryptamine receptor-like. The transcript has 7 exons. Gene Ontology annotation, cellular component: membrane. The record is from RefSeq and is a predicted model, not a curated record. Gene Ontology annotation, biological process: adenylate cyclase-activating adrenergic receptor signaling pathway. Gene Ontology annotation, molecular function: G protein-coupled amine receptor activity. The coding region runs from base 765 to 2885 and encodes 706 amino acids. NCBI's taxonomy places the organism in Eukaryota, Metazoa, Arthropoda, Insecta, Diptera, Stratiomyidae.